AUGGCCAUUCGAAGCGCCCUUAGUCAUUCAUUCAAUAUCACUGCCGAGAGUCUUGAGGGGCUACCUUGGGAGGUUGCAAGUCUGCUUUGGGAAAGACUCGUCGCUUCACAACUAGUCAGCGUGAAGGUCUGGAAGGCUUUUGCUGUUGCGUAUCCGAAUGAAGGCAUCGAUGCCCUGAAACGAAAGCAUCAUGUCAUAGCAAGACCCAACAUGAAACUCGGCGAUUAUGUCGCCUCUCUUAUCUCACCCUUAUAUCAUUGGGUGACCUUCCUGUCGCUGAGCAACGUCACCUGCUCCCGCACCGAUCUUGUCCAGAUUUCCCAGCUUACUAACCUCGGAGUCUUGACUAUCGGACGGAAAUUUACCACUCCAGACAUUGGGCUCGACGACAGCAUCAUCAGAGGCUGGGGACGAAGUGCUUCAUCAACAGAUGCCUUUAGAAUACUCCGAGUCCUCAAUUGCCGUUCGCAAAAGGACAUCACUGCCAACGUCUUCGCCCAUCUCAACCAAUUCCCGGCGCUAUCGGUAUUCAAUGUCGAGGACUGCAAUCUUGGUCCCAAACACAGACAAGCGGCGCAAAACCAUAAAUGGAAUUACAAAACGGGAAAAGACCUCAGCGAAUGGCUCGUAAAAGGCGGUGCGACUAGCGCUGGAUGGGAUUCGAUAGUUCACGCGAGCUUUCAACUUGGCGGAGCAUUUAGCAAGACGACAUUGACGGCUGAAGGUGUGGAGGCCAUUGAUGCAAUCCCAGUACUGCACAUGUCCAUAGGAGCCAAUCAACCAGACGCGCUGGUCGACGUAACAGGAGAUCAAAGCUUGAGGUCAUUCUACCGUGAGCGGGUUGACACCUUUAAGUUCCCAAAUAAGAGACCGUUGAGUCAGAACAUUGCACCAAGCAUCAAGAUGUCUUACCAAAAGCCAACCUUACGAGCAUCAAAGCAGCAAAAACUGGAAGAUGUUUUGACAGGGUUUGGGCGCUGA
Molecule: messenger RNA, 981 nt
Organism: Letharia lupina
Lineage: Eukaryota; Fungi; Ascomycota; Lecanoromycetes; Lecanorales; Parmeliaceae
Exons: 4
Coding region: 1-981 (326 amino acids)
Source: RefSeq, a predicted model, not a curated record